CCUAUAUAAUGUGAACACGACCAGCUUUCCUUGUUUCCCUCUCUCCCAAAGCUAACGAGUGGAAGAAUGAACGCGUUGGUGCUGCUGGUGCUAGCCGGCGUUGUGGCGGCGGAGGGUUUUCUUUACAACGAUGUGGAUUGGAGUGAUCUCAAAGUGACGUGGGGAGCGAACCCUUUCAGCCACCAGUACUUCCAGUCCGUUCCGCGCAAGGAAAGUGACGCCAAGGCAGCAGACUGGACGGCAUUCCACAGUGGCACUGAAUGCAACGGGGCAUUCUACAACGGUUAUCGUUUCAUAAAGGACAACGACCCAGCGGUCAUGCUGCUAUUCGACAAGAACGGCUACAUCGCCGGUAUUCAGAUGGGGGCCCAGAAGGACAAGGUGCCCGCCGGCACUCCCUCCCAGUACAUCCAGACUCUGUGGAAUGAUGACGACGACAUGUACGUCAUCACGGCAUACUUCGUGGAUCCAGCGACCAUCUGCACCACUGGUCGUACGGAGGAAGAGUUCGACCAGUACGGGACCGGUACAGACCUGUACAUCCAGAACGGCACCACACCAGCCAGUCUCAUCAAGAUUCCAAAGUCGGAGUCCGGCCUCGCGGGCACGGCAUGGACCAAGGGCGGCUGCUUCUACACUAUGGGACGCCACUAUUGGUACAACGUGAGCAGGGACAUGGACUGUGAUCGGUUCUUCCCGGUCUUCCUCAUGUACAACUCCGGCGAUCUGAACGGCUUCGGCUGGGACAUGAAUGCCAGCCUGGACAGUCCCCGCUAUGAACGCCCUCCUGCCGCGGCGCUCGGAUUGUUCUUUGACGUGGAGCCGGCGUGUCUACCUGACCUGGCAAACCGCGGGCUGACCACACAGCACAUCUACUUGGACAACACGCCACAACUCAACUUCUGCUAGACACGCCACAGUAGCCUCGGUACCAGCUGCAGCUUUCUUGGGCUAUAUCCGAGCUGACUUGGAUUGAACCAGGAAGUCCCCAAUAUUAGCAGUCUCUGUGACUAGUUUGUGUGUGUUAGUCCUCCUCUGACAAGCGUGUCAUCGUCGACUCCACAUCAAAAUGUGUUAAUUGCAAAUUAUAUUUGGGCAUGACUUGCUCUAGCCGGAUACAAAGGUACAAAAAUAAAAUGGAAAGUAUG
This is a messenger RNA of Branchiostoma belcheri (Belcher's lancelet), 1148 nucleotides long. RefSeq lists its product as uncharacterized. Bases 67 to 909 code for a protein of 280 amino acids. The transcript is spliced from 8 exons. The record is from RefSeq and is a predicted model, not a curated record. Lineage: Eukaryota; Metazoa; Chordata; Leptocardii; Amphioxiformes; Branchiostomatidae.